GCAGCGUUCUGACGAGAGCGCGCAAUGCUAUCUUGAAGAAUACUAUUCGAAGAGCAAGAAGCGCCUCAGACUCUCCACGCGCUCCUGUAGCAGCAGGACAAUCUGAAGAUGAGCACAACGCUUACCUUCCCCGCUCUUCUCAUGCUGCUCUACUUUCCCAGCUCAGAUCCUGUUACUGUGACGACAAGCAAAGCCAAAGUGGAGGUACACGAAAACACAAAUGCUGUCCUGUCCUGUGAGUUCAGGACAGAGAAAGAAACCAACCCACGAGUUGAAUGGAAGAAAAGAGGCAAAGAUGUUUCAUAUGUUUAUUUUGAUGGGGAUUUUACAGGUUCAUUUAAGGGCCGUGCAUCCAUCGACGGAGCGACAAUGACCCUCCGUGGUGUUACACAGAAAGACUCAGGAGUGUAUCAUUGCGAAGUCACAGCCCGUCAGGACAAAAUCAAGCUGGGGGAGGUCACUGUAAUCCUCAAUGUGCUUGUGCCACCGCAUGCGCCAUCAUGUGAGGUCCCAGAAACAGUCAUGAGAGGAUUUUCUGCAGAGCUCCGCUGUAAAGACAAACUGAGUGUUCCUGCUGCCACCUACAGCUGGUACAAAGACAACAAACCGCUUCACGCUGCCACUCUCCAUGAAAUCAACUACACCCUGGACCCCAAAACUGGGACUCUGAAGUUCAAGGCGGUGUCAAAAUCUGAUGAGGGUCAGUAUCGAUGCGAGGCCUCGAAUGGCGUGGGAGCACCCAAAAGUUGUGCAGGACAGCAUAUGAAGAUAACUGAAUUUGAGCUGAACAUGACAAUAGUUAUAGCCAUAGAGGUGGGAGCGUUCCUGUUCCUCCUCUCAUGCUGUGUUGCCAUCUGUCUGUGCUGCAGAAGAGGGUGCUGUCGUUGCUGCUGCAGUGAGUACCAUUUAGUCAAACACAACCUAAAGAGGCUAUUUAACUUUGAACGCUAACAUUAAUCUCAAAUUU
Messenger RNA from Puntigrus tetrazona (Sumatra barb), 967 nucleotides. RefSeq names its product junctional adhesion molecule 2A-like. Lineage: Eukaryota; Metazoa; Chordata; Actinopteri; Cypriniformes; Cyprinidae. Gene Ontology annotation, cellular component: cell surface; tight junction; protein complex involved in cell adhesion. The transcript has 7 exons. Bases 109 to 951 code for a protein of 280 amino acids. The record is from RefSeq and is a predicted model, not a curated record. Gene Ontology annotation, biological process: leukocyte tethering or rolling.